UUCGACGUCUAUUCCGUUCAAAUGGGUCAUUUAAUCACUCUGGCAACUUGCUCUCUCAACCAAUGGGCGUUAGAUUUUGAAGGAAAUCUCAAGCGUAUAUUAGAAAGUAUCCGUGUGGCGAAAGAAAGAGGCGCAAAACUACGUGUAGGUCCUGAACUCGAAGUAACUGGCUAUGGCUGUCAAGAUCACUUUUUGGAAGGCGAUACAUAUUUACAUGCCUGGGAGGUUUUGGCUGAGAUCAUUCAAAGUGAGGAAGCAAAGGAUAUGAUUUUAGAUAUUGGCAUGCCCAUCAUGCAUAAAUCUGUGAAAUAUAAUUGUCGUGUCAUCAUCGCCGACGGUAAGAUUGUAUUGAUUCGUCCCAAGAUGUUUUUAGCCAAUGACGGCAACUAUCGUGAGCUGCGUUUCUUUACUCCUUGGACACCAAGAAAGGUCGAGCAAUAUUACCUUCCUCGUAUGAUUUCAAAAAUCACCAAACAGGUAUUGGUUCCCAUUGGUGACUGUGUGAUUAGUACUUUGGAUACUUGUAUUGGUUGUGAAACAUGCGAAGAACUGUUUACACCUGCCAGCCCUCACAUUACAAUGGGUUUGGAUGGUGUAGAGAUUUUCACCAACAGCAGUGGUAGCCACCAUGAAUUGCGUAAAUUGAACACUCGUAUUGAUCUCAUCAAGGCUGCUACAGCCAAAGUAGGUGGUAUUUAUUUGUAUGCCAAUCAACAGGGCUGUGACGGCGAUCGUCUUUAUUAUGAUGGUUGUGCUAUGAUUGUCAUGAACGGCGAAAUUGUAGCUCAGGGGUCUCAAUUUUCUCUGAAGGAUGUUGAGGUUAUAACUGCUACCGUCGAUUUGGAGGACGUUCGUUCCUAUCGUGCUCGCGUUGCUAGUCGUGGUAUUCAAGCUCAAGGAACGCCUGCUUACCGCCGUGAAGAAGUAGCCAUGUCGUUAAGCCACGACCAUAUCGUGGACGACAUUCAUGUGAGACCGACUAAAACUCGAGAGCCUUUUUAUCACACUCCAGAAGAAGAAAUUGCUCUGGGCCCGGCUUGUUGGUUGUGGGAUUAUUUGCGUCGAUCCAAGACAGCAGGCUAUUUCUUACCCUUGAGUGGUGGAAUUGACAGUUGUGCCACGGCGACCAUUGUAGCUUCCAUGUGUCGUUUAGUUGUGAAAGAAGCAAAGGAGGGUAAUCAGCAAGUAUUGGAAGACGCUCGUCGUUUAGCCGGCAGAGAUGAACACUACAUACCUACUGAUCCUCGUGAAUUCGCUAAUCAUAUUUUCUAUACAUGUUACAUGGGCACCGAAAACUCCAGCAAAGAAACUCGUAAACGUGCCAAAGAUUUAGCUGAGGUUAUAGGUAGUUAUCAUACUGAUCUCAAUAUGGACAGUGUUGUGAAAUCAAUUCACGGACUGUUUUCCCUUGUUACUGGUAAAACACCUAAAUACCGCGUCCAUGGCGGUUCGAACACGGAAAACCUGGCUCUUCAAAAUAUUCAGGCGCGUUUACGUAUGUUGCUGGCCUACCUGUUUGCUCAAUUACUCCCUUGGUGUCGCUCCAUCAACGGAGGUUUGUUGGUUUUGGGUAGUGCCAACGUUGAUGAAAGUCUCAGAGGUUAUUUGACCAAAUACGACUGUAGUAGUGCUGACGUGAACCCUAUCGGUGCUAUCUCCAAGAAAGACUUGAAACGAUUUAUUGCUUACGCCCAACGAACAUUUGAUAUGCCCAUUUUGGGUGAGUUCUUAGAUGCCAUUCCUACUGCCGAAUUAGAACCGAUUACAGAAACCUAUGUUCAAUCGGAUGAAGCAGAUAUGGGUAUGACUUAUGAUGAUCUUUCAUGUUAUGGUCGUUUGCGUAAAAUCCAUCGUUGUGGUCCUUAUUCUAUGUUUACAAAAUUGGUGCAUGAGUGGGGUGAGACAUCACAGCCUACUGAAGUAGCUGCCAAAGUGAAGCGUUUCUUUUUUUAUUACUCCAUCAACAGACACAAAAUGACAACCAUCACCCCGUCUUACCAUGCUGAAGCCUAUAGUCCCGAUGAUAACCGUUUUGAUCUACGACCCUUUUUAUACAACGCUUCUUGGAAGUGGCAAUUUGAGAAGAUUGACCGUGUCGCACAAGAAUUAGAAAGACAAGCAAACGAAAAAGAACUGAAUAGUCAAGUCGAAUAGAAGCAAAUGCACUUUAUUGCUAAAUAAAGCUAUCAUUUUUAUUAUGUCUGUUUACGCUUUAAAAACGUUCUUUGUAUAUCAAAUUGAG
Mycotypha africana is the source of this 2242-nucleotide messenger RNA. RefSeq lists its product as uncharacterized. Gene Ontology annotation, biological process: NAD+ biosynthetic process. Bases 22 to 2154 code for a protein of 710 amino acids. Gene Ontology annotation, cellular component: cytoplasm. The transcript has 6 exons. Gene Ontology annotation, molecular function: NAD+ synthase (glutamine-hydrolyzing) activity; ATP binding; glutaminase activity. Lineage: Eukaryota; Fungi; Mucoromycota; Mucoromycetes; Mucorales; Mycotyphaceae. The record is from RefSeq and is a predicted model, not a curated record.